Messenger RNA from Oppiella nova, 830 nucleotides. NCBI's taxonomy places the organism in Eukaryota, Metazoa, Arthropoda, Arachnida, Sarcoptiformes, Oppiidae. The record is from the annotation of a GenBank genome assembly.
CUUCUAUGUGUGAGUCAUAUGACUGUUGACUUGAUUUGACUUUUAUUGUGCGACUGUUUGACAAUCAGUUGUUCACUGAAUACACUCUUUGAAUGACUUAUGGAUGACUUGGAGGAAGACGUCUUAACCACUCUUAAGAUACUUAUAAUCGGCGAAUCCUUUGUGGGAAAGUCGAGUUUGUUACUUCGUUUCACUGAUGACACGUUUGCCACAGAAAUGCCCGCAACUAUUGGAAUGGACUUCAAGACGACUCGCAUGCGAGUGGACUCAUCGGUGGUGUCUUUGGCCAUUUGGGACACUGCGGGCUCCGAGCGGUUCCGGGCGCUGACCCCGAACUUCUACCGCGGCUCUCACGGUGUGAUUGUGGUGUUUGAUGUGACCCAAAGAUCUACAUUCGACCGAUUGGACAAUUGGCUCAAAGAAGUGGACGCCUACUGCACGCACUCGGAUGUCGUCAAGAUGUUGGUCGCCAACAAAAUCGAUAAAGAGGGCCGAGUUGUCACUCGUGAAGAGGGUCUCCAAUGGGCGCGAAGACAUCACACGCUGUUCAUCGAAGCCAGUGCUAAGACUAAGGAAGGCGUCGAAUGCGCUUUCGAGGAAUUGGUCCAAAAGAUUAUCCAAACCCCCGGCCUUUGGUCAGCAAAUGAGUCUAAUAUUCAAUUAGCGGAUCAGACGGACACCAGAAGCAGUUGGUGUCAGUCCUGGUGUCCAUAAAUAGCUAUUUUAAGACAUUUUAUUGAUAACAAUAUUCUUAUUAAAAUGAAAACAUUAUUUAAUAUAUUAUAUUCACUGUAUUAUUGAUUAAAAGCGCUUUAAUUGUAACUCAAAUA